UAUGGACAAAACUAGGGUCACUCUUUCCCCGCAUUGGUGUGCCUGGAUUGCUUCUAUCAUACAUUUCAGCCCAUCAUACCUGAAAUCGAACCGAAUCAAAGCAGAGAGGGGAAGCAAUGGAAGCGCUGCUGCAGCUGGAGAAGGUGCAGAGGGUGCUCUCCCUCAUGGGGUCCCGUGGGCUCUCCGACCCCACCGCCGACGGGGGUGGCGGAGACCGCUUCCUCGCCCAUUUCCUCCUCUUCCUGGUGCAACCUUUUGAUUCACUUACCGUGGAAAAGAAAAUCUUAUUGGUCUCUGAGCUGUUAAGAGAGGUUAACUCUGGCACUCUUGAAGAAGUACAACAUCUCGCAAAUCUGGAAGUUACUAAAGGUGAAGACGAAACUGAUCAAGAUAUAUCUUCUGGACAUUUACUUCGGCCAACUAAGAAGUUCAAGAUGAAUACUGAUAAAUUAACCAUACAGGAUGUGCCUAUGAUUGGAUUUGAUGCGAUGACAAGAGCCAAUUCCACACUUGAAGAUUUUUUCAGGUCAUACUUUAUAUUUCAUGGUUUGGACAUUGACAAACCACAAGCUGUUUUCAAGUUUCUUCCUUUUCUUUCAUUCACAGAGAGCUACAUAUACCAGUUAGAUGCUUCAAAUGAAGACAGUUUGCUUUUGGUCCCAGACAACUAUCCUUCAGCAGUGUUGGAAAGGAAAAAAAUAGCUUCAACUGAGGCGUCUUUGUCUGACAUGCUUGACCCUCUUGAUAAUCUUCUUCAGUGCCAGGGGUUAAUGACAGACCAAUUGCGAAAUGAACUCAAAUCUGGCAUCCAGUAUUGGUCUCUUGAGAGGAAGCUUUGUCAAGCACUAUCGAGAAAUGAUAAGAUAUCAAUUGAAGAUGUGAUGAAAGCAAUCCAUCUCAAAUCAUUUGAUUAUCGAGUUCUUAAUCUGAUGAUGUAUCAGCUUACUGGUCAGCAGGUCAAUGAAUUGCACAUGGAGUUCCUGUCUGUCUCAGAAUUUCUAGUUGAGAUAUCUGAUGACCUGUACGAUUAUGAGGAUGAUGUGAUCAAUAACACUUUUAACAUCCUCCGCAUGUUUACUGCGAUAUAUGGACCUUUGGAUGCACCAAAGAUGUUGGCCAAGUGCAUAGGUGAAGCUGAGGAAAAAUAUGAGAGCUUUUCAAAGAAAUUGGACCCUAGCCUCUCAGGGAGUUACUGGAGAAGGUGUGAGGAAGCUACGAGGGAAGGUGGAAAAAUAUCUGGCCACACAUAUGGCACAUGGAACAUCCCUCCUCUGAUAAGAGACGAAGAAUCAUUCCGCCGUGAUAGAAUGAAAAAAGAUGAUGAUUCUGCUGUGACAAUCAGAUGAAAAAUAUCAUAUGUUUCAAGCAUUUUCAAAUAGAAGCGCAAAUCAUUGCUAGCAAGUGCCUUGCCGCCUAUGUCCUUUAGGUCUAUCUGUUCCUGUAGGGUCCAACAGAGUAGUUACCUGUAGUUCCUUGUAUCAGGUGUCAGGGUGUGCUGUCAUCUCAUGCAGUUCAUGGUGUGCUGUCAUCUCAUGCAGUUCACUCAAGCAAAUUUGACAAGAUUUUGCAUAGCUAGGAGCAGCUUAAUUUAUAUAGAGAUGUCUUGCUGUUUUUGUUGGAUGUGGGCCAGUCAAUCAGUUUUUUCUGCUUUGAACGAACUGAGGCUCAUCCAAGUCAAAAGCAGUUGAUUCUUGUGAUCCAGACUCCAGCAACUCUUAUUUGGGAUCUGCACAAGCUUAGAGAUAACCUGGAAACAUUAUGCUUAACCAGUGACAG
Lolium rigidum is the source of this 1776-nucleotide messenger RNA. RefSeq lists its product as uncharacterized. The record is from RefSeq and is a predicted model, not a curated record. The transcript is spliced from 15 exons. NCBI's taxonomy places the organism in Eukaryota, Viridiplantae, Streptophyta, Magnoliopsida, Poales, Poaceae. Bases 117 to 1346 code for a protein of 409 amino acids.